Molecule: messenger RNA, 1278 nt
Organism: Mesorhabditis spiculigera
Lineage: Eukaryota; Metazoa; Nematoda; Chromadorea; Rhabditida; Rhabditidae
Source: the annotation of a GenBank genome assembly
AUGGCCAAGUACCGAACACACGCGGAGCACCUCUGGCUCGUCCUGCUGUGCGUUUUGCUGGGCGGAAUCAAAUGUGGCGACGUGGUGCUGACGAAGAGUGUCGGCUCGGUCCACAACACGCCGGGCAAGUCGGCGCUGGCCACCAACAUUGGGAAUGCCUUCGUCCGAUCGCUCACCAAUGCCAUCCCGGCGCUAAAGAGCCUGCCGAACCUAGCAGACCUGAAGACCGGCGGAGGAAUGAAGACGUUCGGCAUCCCGAUGGACCCGCAAUUGAGCGCCGCGCUGGAGGAAUUCUCGGCCCCGCUUGUCCGUUUUGCGCACGGUGGCCAGCCGCUCGAGUCGGACAUUCGUCAAAUCCUCCAAUCGAUCCCGGCCCUCAUCGUCAACGUGCCCGGGUUCGGCGAUGUCGAUGUCAAGCAGCUUGACCCCAGCGUCGUCUCUUACAUUCUUCGCGGCGGCCAGAUCCCCGGCAUCCCCAAAGAGGCCACCGACGCGCUUCUCCGUGGCUACAUGCUGAAGAUGGUGAAAGCUGCCGAGGCAGCGAGCAAAGGGACGAUCACGCCGGAGCAGCAGAAGUUUUUGCCCCCGCUGGACCAGUUGCCCGCUGAACUCGUCAACAAGGCCAUGUCGGGCAUCAACCUACCCGGGCUGAGUGGCGAACAGACGGACAUCAUCAAGCUAUACUACCUUCAACCGCGAAAGCCGCACACCGACACCAACGUCGUCCCUGCCGCCGACCUGCCGGGCGCAAACAUUGGCGCCGAGCUGUUGAAGAUUCUCCCCAAGAACUACAACAUCAGCAAGAUCCCCAUCGAAGUCAUCCAGAAGAUUGCCCAGGGCGAAAUCCCGGACUUGCGCCUGUUGCCUCUCGACCUGCAAGACCACAUCCGGGCCAACGCCGAGAAGAUCAUCACCGCGAUCGCGAGGACAAACACGAAAAACUUGACGAUCGACGAUCUGCUCGCCAAGCUGCCAACUUUCCAACGCGCCAACCUGGAGACUUUCGACGCUUACGAGCUUACCGAGAUCAAGCACGAGCUGCAGCAAGCCGAGCUUGAAGCUGAACGGGUACGCAAGGUACAGCUGUACACGUGCGUGGCGCUCUCCAUCCUCGCCGUCAUCACCUUUGUCGUGUUGGGCGGCCUGUACGUCUACAUGAAGCGUCGCAUCCCCAACCACACGUCCUACCACCCGGGCAGCCCGAACGCACUCAAGGCAACGCCCAACCAGAAGCGCCACCGCAUCCUCUCGUCAACACGAAUCGCCAAGGUCGACAAU